Polypterus senegalus (gray bichir) is the source of this 2963-nucleotide messenger RNA. It is a transcript of the gene spi2, whose product is annotated as Spi-2 proto-oncogene. The record is from RefSeq and is a predicted model, not a curated record. Gene Ontology annotation, biological process: regulation of transcription by RNA polymerase II; cell differentiation. NCBI's taxonomy places the organism in Eukaryota, Metazoa, Chordata, Cladistia, Polypteriformes, Polypteridae. The coding region runs from base 169 to 840 and encodes 223 amino acids. The transcript has 6 exons. Gene Ontology annotation, molecular function: sequence-specific DNA binding; DNA-binding transcription factor activity, RNA polymerase II-specific. Gene Ontology annotation, cellular component: nucleus.
CAAUAAUGAAGCAGAUAUAAGACUACAGUAGUGAGUGCCUGCCUCACAAGCCAUCAUCCUCGCAGCAGUAUCAGGAUUCCUGUUUAUAAGGUUGCAACAAUUGACUGCUUUCUGAAUUGAGGGUUUUGUUUCAAGAAGUGAGUCUGCCAUGAAAGUUUGAGGUGAAUUAUGAACACAGUACAAGGGGACCUUGAAGUUAUUCUGGAAUUUCUGGAAGAACACAGGAGAUGUAAGAAAGAAAAUGAUCAAGAUUUCAUUAGAGAAAACAACAUUUUUGGAUUCCAUUGCUAUGAAUACUAUAACAGUGAUGUAAAUACAAAGUGUGAUUUAUUACAUUUUCCAGAACACAUCUUCAAGAGUGAGCAUUUAGAGAAAGAGCCUUCCAGUUUAAACAUCGGGGAUGUUUCCACAGUGUCUCCAGAUAAUCAGCUGAACCACUGUAUCUCGUCAGACCCUGGGCUCAAUUACAGUGAUAGCAAAGUGGCAAAAAAAAAGAAGAUACGCCUUUUCCAGUUCCUAUUUGAAAUGCUGGAGGACCCGAACAUGGCUCAUUACAUCUCCUGGGUACAUCAAUCUAGUGGCAUGUUCCAGUUUUCUUCUGAAAACAAGGACAAACUGGCAGAGAUCUGGGGUCGAAGGAAAGGCAACAGGAAAAUAAUGACCUAUCAGAAAAUGUCCAGAGCUUUGCGCAAUUAUGCAAGAACAGGGGAGAUCACAAAAGUUAAAAUGAAACUGACAUACCAGUUUAGUGGAUUUAUUUUGAACUCCUUAAGAAAAGAAUGUCAGUUUAUUGACAAACAGGCUGCUUAUGUGGAGAUGGUGCCAGGUUUACAAGACUAGUCAAGGGUAUAAUCAAAUGCUCAAACUGCUUUUAGGAAGAAAUGGCAUCGCAUUUAGAGGUGCCUCUGAAAUGUGUUAUCUACAUUCUGUUACAGAAUCAGAGCCAAGAUCAAACAUCAGUACCAAAAUAUUAUUGUCACGUAACGAGUGAACACGAGACACUAAGAUUGAUGUCUUUAACCAACACUAACAAAGAAUACUUGCAACUUCCCAGACUACAUGAACAUGUCCAUUAGCUCAACAGUCUGAAUCACAUUUUAUGCUCUGAGGCUAGAGCGGUUACUAUAAGGUUAAAGUUUCAAGCCUGGGAAGGCAAUGACCUGGGAAAAAUAGAUGUAAACCAUCCUCCCAUACAUUACUGAACCACUCUAUCCAUAUACCCAGAUUCGGAGAGGCAACAGUCUACCCUGGCAGCAUUGGGCACAAGGUAGGAGGUCAAUUUGGAGGCACCAAUCAACAAAAUAUGCUCCCUGGUGGAAGAUGAGACACAGAAGGGGAGAACUUGUAAAUCCUUCAAAGACAGUGAAGCAUGGCAGAUUUGUAAGUAAGACUCUAGUGCUGUGACGUGUCAGCAAUAACCACUGUGACCCCAUGCUUUCCUGUUAAAAUAAUUUGAAAAACUGCACAUUUACAAAAUAGAGAAUAGUAAAACUUUCACAACUACCCUAAUUAGUGUUGGAAUGGUACUAAAAUUUUGAUUUUGGUAUCAGUACCAGCUUUCGGACCUUAGUCACUAUGCCAAAAUGGUUUGGAAGUGAAUAAUGAAUAACUCCCCUCUGUCUCACAACUGCUUCCUUCAUUCCCCCAGCCCAAAAAUAUGCAGGCACCUCUUUAUUCUGCUGUACAAUUGUGUGUUUCCCUGUUGCACUGCACUUUGCAAAUCAUUAAAAGAAGUGAGUUUGGAGUUGUUCAUUGCAGUCUCUGGAACAUUUCUAUAAAUUCUGUAUACUGUAUACAUUUUAAGGCCAAGGGGGCUGAUGGGCCCUUUGGUGAUUCUACCUAGAAUACAUAUAUUAAUUUGAACAGUUAAACAAAUUGAACUUGUCAUGCUAAUAAAAAACUAAUAAAUGAGUAGCUUGAAAAAUCUCAUUUACUGCUGGUACUAUACUGUUUGGUAAACUGAGUUUUUUUUUGCUACUUUUUUAGUACAGGUAUACAGUGCAACCCUAACCCUGAUACAGAAAAUGGAGACAGGAAUAGCUAGAUGCUUUAAUGAAUGCAAAAACUAAAUAAGGGGCUGACAGUUGUCAAAUGUCUUAUUUUUACCCACUUAGCUUAUUUUAGCAUUGAUACGGUGUGAUGAAUCUUUGCAACCUAGCAUUUAGGAGACAUAAUGGAUGGGCAUCAAUCUAUACUUGAACUUCUAAUUAUUAACACAGUAAAUGCUGCAAACAUCACAGGCCUGGCUAUUUAAAGAUUUAAACUAUAUUUUUCAGUUUAGUGGAUUCUUCAUAACUACAGUAAAAAACAGGAUAUAUUCAUGUUGGAAAAUAUCUGAACAAUUACCUAUAAUCACUUAAUAAAUACUUAAUGGUAAUGCAGCCCAAAAUACAGUAAAUUUGAAUUUUAUCUUUUCCUAGUUAAAUAGCUGUGAAUAAAAAUGCGCUCCAAAGAAUAAAUCAAUCAGGACCAUUUUUAUGAGGUGAUUCCUCUUGGGAUAAAACAACUAUACACCCAAAACACUCUGUAAAAUGGCCUCGUUCCAAUAGGCUGAGGAACAUUGCCCUGUCCUGGACACUAAUAGAGUUUCCCUCAUAGACUAAACAGAUACUACUGAUAUAUGCUGCUAUAUUUUCGUUACGUGAAAUGAGUAUUAAUGAAAGCAUUUCCCAAAACCACAUUUCAUCUACAUGAGCCCUGAGUCUUUUCAUCAUUUAAAAAAAUAUAUAUACGAGCAGUUCGCCUUGCUGCUAAGUUAUCUUUACUCUUUUCUGGUAUCUGCACCGCCUUCUGUAUAUUUUGUUAGAAACACUCUUCCCUGAAACAGGGACACCUUGAAGACCUCACGGAAACCACAACACGAACACAAUAUGACAUUUGCGGCUUGCCUCCUCCAGACUCUAUGUAAUUUAUGGGACAGCUUGUUUAUUAGGUUUCCACGACAUGCCUACUCACUUUUGAUC